This is a messenger RNA of Ixodes scapularis (black-legged tick), 372 nucleotides long. RefSeq lists its product as uncharacterized. The transcript is spliced from 3 exons. NCBI's taxonomy places the organism in Eukaryota, Metazoa, Arthropoda, Arachnida, Ixodida, Ixodidae. The record is from RefSeq and is a predicted model, not a curated record. Bases 1 to 372 code for a protein of 123 amino acids.
AUGAGCGCCUUCGCCGUCCUCGUGCCCUGUCUCGUUCUGCUGGCCACGUGUUGCCAGGCCGGAUACGUGGCCCCACACUUCUACCACGCCGCCGCCGUCCACGUCCCCGUGGCCACCACGGUGGUGCGUCAGCCGGUGGUGGAGCACCACAGCGAGGUGGCCUACGUGCCACCCCACGCUCAUGGGUACACCAUCAGCCAGCAGAAACUCGUUCACCCCAAGACCACCGUUACCAAUCAUGAUCCCAUCUUUGGCACAUACCACCAGGCCGAGGUGCACCACGCUCCAGUGGUGACCGGCUCUCACAGUUCCGUGCACCAGAGCCGAGGUGGACAUUUCGUGCACCGCCCAGUCGGCACCGUCGUCUACUAA